Molecule: messenger RNA, 1705 nt
Organism: Salvia hispanica
Lineage: Eukaryota; Viridiplantae; Streptophyta; Magnoliopsida; Lamiales; Lamiaceae
Source: RefSeq, a predicted model, not a curated record
UCAGAGCCGAAAUUAAAUGAUUAAACCAGACACAUGAUAUAAUCAAAACCUAAUUCAAAAGAUCAGGAGUAAAAAAUAUGGGGUUGUUAGAUUACCCGGAGCUUAUUCUGUUAAUCCCACUUAUAGCAUACAUAGUAACGAGAAGAGGAAAGGAAAUCCUCACCCCGACGAACUGGCCGGUGCUGGGAAUGCUCCCGGGCGUCCUCCUCAAUCUCCACAGCCCCCACGAAUACUUGACUCAAUUCUUCCACGACCGCGGCACCACCCUCGAGUUCAAGGGCCCGUGGCUCUCCGGCAUGAACAUGGUCAUCACCUGCGACCCGGCCAACAUCCACCACGUCUUCAGCCGCAACUUCUCCAACUACCCCAAGGGCCCCGAGUUCCGCAAGAUUUUCAAUGUUUUGGGCGAUGGAAUAUUCGGGGCCGACUUUGGCCUCUGGGAGGUCCACCGCAAGACCACACUUUCGCAGCUCAGCCACGCUACGUUUAUGGCUCACCUCGAGGCCACCGUGUGGGGCAAGGUGGAGGCCGGCCUCCUCCCCUUGCUCCGCGGCUUUUGUGAAAGGGGUGAUGAGUUUGAUCUGCAGGAUAUAUUCCAGCGCCUGACGUUUGACAAUAUUUGCAAGCUUGUGUUGGAUCAUGAUCCCUGCAGCUUGUCCCCCGGGCUCCCGCACAUCCCGUGCGAGAAGGCGUUUAGUGCCGUUGGGGAGCCGCUGUUGUACCGCCACGUCAUCCCAGAGUUCAUCUGGAGGAUCCAGGCGCGGCUCAACAUCGGGAGGGAGAGGAUGCUGGCGGACGCAGCGCAUGUGUUUCAUGAAUUCAUCUAUUCACGAAUUGGAUUGGGAUCUGAUGAGGAAGGGAAAGGGUUUAACAUGUUGAGGGCUUUUGAGAGGAUGUAUUUGGAUAAGAAUCUUGGGCCGGCGGCCGGGUUGAGGGAUUUUCUCAAGGAUACUUCGCUCAACCUGAUGUUCGCCGGCAGGGACACCACCAGCACCGCUCUCACUUGGCUUUUCUGGCUCGUCGCGCAGAAUCCAGCCACGGAGAAGAAAAUCAGGGAGGAAAUCAAGAUUGGAUUGAACCAAAUGAAUGGAAAUAAAUGGAGAUAUUUUACCUCCCAGGAGUCAAACAAGCUGAGAUAUCUGCACGGAGCUCUGUGCGAGUCGCUGAGGCUGUACCCGCCUGUGGCGAUGGAGCACAAGGCGCCGCUCCGGCCGGAUGUUCUUCCGAGCGGGCAUUACCUCGAGAGUAACUCGAGGCUCAUAGUGAGCUUCUAUUCGGUUGGUAGAAUGGAGAGCGUGUGGGGGAAGGAUUGCUUGGAGUUCAAGCCGGAGAGGUGGAUUUCUGAGAGUGGGAAGAUCAAACACGAGCCGUCGUAUAAGUUUCCGGCGUUCAACGCGGGGCCGAGGACGUGCCUAGGGAAGGAGAUGGCGUUUAUACAGAUGAAGAUGGUGGCGGCGGCUAUUAUUUACCAUUACCAUGUUGAACUGGUUGAGGGGCAUCCAGUUUAUCCUCGUGACUCGGUGAUUCUUCAAGCCAAGUAUGGGUUGAAAGUGAGGUUAUCUGCCGUUGACUCGUGAAUCAUAAUUUCGUUUUUAAAAAUAUGUUACGUUUAAUCAACUGUAAUUUUAUACUGAGCUAGUGAAAUUAAUUAGGUUAUUGUAUUAAGAAUAAUACAACUAAUUAACAAGAAUCAGAUACAAGUUAA